Messenger RNA from Erythranthe guttata (spotted monkey flower), 817 nucleotides. RefSeq names its product NADPH:quinone oxidoreductase. The record is from RefSeq and is a predicted model, not a curated record. Lineage: Eukaryota; Viridiplantae; Streptophyta; Magnoliopsida; Lamiales; Phrymaceae. Gene Ontology annotation, molecular function: oxidoreductase activity; FMN binding. Gene Ontology annotation, cellular component: cytosol.
UCUUUUUUCCUUUUGCCCACUACCUGUUUGACUUAUUGCUCCAGAGAGAAGAGAAUAGCAUCCAUGGCGGCAAUUGCACCUACUCCGGUGAUCAAAGUCGCCGCCCUCUGCGGUUCCCUUCGCAAAGGAUCCUACAACAGCGGCCUCCUCCGCGCCGCUAUUGAAUUAUCGAAAUCGAUUAACGGAUUGGAGAUGGAGUAUGUGGACAUAUCACCAUUACCGUUUCUGAACACGGAUCUUGAGGUAAACGGGACGUACCCGCUCGUUGUGGAGGCUUUUAGGCAGAAGAUUCUUGCUGCUGAUAGCAUACUAUUCGCUUCACCCGAGUAUAACUACUCCAUCACCGGACCUCUGAAAAAUGCAAUUGAUUGGGCAUCAAGGCCCCCGAACCUUUGGGCCGAUAAAACGGCGGCAAUUGUGAGCGCCGGAGGAGGGUUUGGUGGGGGACGGUCUCACUACCAUCUCCGCCAGAUCGGAGUUUACAUCGAUCUCCAUUUCAUAAAUAAACCGGAGUUUUUCCUAAAUGCAUUUCAACCUCCGGCGAAAUUCGACAGCGAUGGUGAAUUGAUAGAUGAUGCAACCAAGGAGAAGUUGAAAGCCGUUCUCUUGUCCUUGUACGCGUUCACACUGCGUCUCCAAGGUAAGUCGUAAGUCUUGGUAGUAUAUAAGCUCGAGUGUAUUUGUGCAAAAUUAUUGAAGGGUGUUCGAAUACUACUGCUGUAUUGAAUGUUCAAUAAAUUUGAUGACAAUGUUAAUUCUAUUGGUGUGGGGUUUGGAUUUUGUUGGUGAAAUUAUAUAAAUAUUGAAAUUUGACAGA